Molecule: messenger RNA, 3390 nt
Organism: Cydia splendana
Lineage: Eukaryota; Metazoa; Arthropoda; Insecta; Lepidoptera; Tortricidae
Gene: PolD1
Product: DNA polymerase delta catalytic subunit
Exons: 1
Coding region: 45-3308 (1087 amino acids)
Biological process (GO): DNA-templated DNA replication; nucleotide-excision repair, DNA gap filling; base-excision repair, gap-filling
Cellular component (GO): delta DNA polymerase complex
Molecular function (GO): DNA binding; 3'-5'-DNA exonuclease activity; nucleotide binding
Source: RefSeq, a predicted model, not a curated record
UCACCUAAGCGCGCGCGGCAUAGAUAUCAAAUCAAGUUGAAUCAAUGGACAAAAGGAAAGCGUUUAGUAAUAGUAAGCCACCAAUAAAGAGGUUUAAGUCUAACGACGAUGACGACGACAAUGAGCCUCCUUGUAGCUUCGAGGACCAACUGGCAGGUAUGGACAGCCAUGAUUUUGACUCGCCAGAAGUCAUUGGUGACGGACCAGAAAAUCAAUCUACGAAUAUUAAAUGGUCCCGGCCACCUCCACCUGCCAUGGAUCCUAAACAUGAUAAGUUAGUCUUUCAGCAGCUAGACAUAGACCACUACAUAGGACAACCUAUUGCAGGCAUGCCUGGGUCUCAAUUGGGCCCAGUACCCAUCAUGAGAAUGUAUGGCAUAACCAUGGAAGGUAACUCAGUAUGUUGUCAUCUACAUGGAUUUACACCUUACUUUUAUGUAACAGUGCCUUUGAAUUUUACUGAAUCAUCAUGUCAUGAUAUGAAAGUAAAUCUAAAUAAAGCCCUGUUAGAAGAUUUACGCUCAAAUAAAGAUAAUAUUAAGGAAGCAGUUUUGGAAAUACGCUUGAUUAAGGCACGGUCUAUCAUGCACUACAAAGGAGAUAUUGAUAUAACUUUUGCAAGAGUUUCUGUUGCUCUACCUAAGCUCAUUGCUGCUGCUAAAAGAUUAAUAGACCGGACACCCCCUUCCUUUGGCUUGAUGGAUCCGAGUUUUUAUGAAACCAAUAUUGAUUUCGAUAUUCGUUUCAUGGUGGACACUUCUGUAGUAGGCUGCAGUUGGAUUGAACUUCCUGCUGCUAAGUGGGCAAUUAGAACACAAAACACUAAAUUAAAACCUGAAUCUAGAUGUCAAAUUGAAGUAGAUAUUGCAUGGAAUGCCUUCAUUGCUCACCAGCCUGAAGGAGAAUGGUCUAAAGUAGCUCCUUUUAAAAUACUGAGUUUUGAUAUUGAAUGUGCCGGAAGAAAAGGAGUGUUUCCUGAGCCUAAUCAUGAUCCUGUGAUUCAGAUUGCUUCGAUGGUUAUUCGGCAAGGCGAACUAGAACCAUACCUCAGGAAUGUAUUCACACUCAAUACCUGUGCCCCCAUUGUUGGAUCCCAAGUACUCAGUUUUCAAUCAGAGGCUGAAAUGUUGGCUAAAUGGUCUGAUUUUUUUAGAGAACUAGAUCCUGAUAUAAUAACAGGGUACAAUAUCAGCAAUUUUGAUUGGCCUUAUCUCAUAAACCGUGCAAAACAUCUGAAAGUUCAAAACUUUGACUUUUUGGGCAGAAUCAAAAAUGUUAGAUCUGUAAUUAAAGAUUCAAUUCUUCAAUCAAAGCAAAUGGGGCGCAGAGAGAACAAAAGUAUUAAUUUUGAGGGCAGGGUCCCAUUUGAUUUGCUGCUUGUACUUGUGAGGGACUAUAAAUUGCGAUCAUACACUCUAAAUGCUGUAAGUUACCACUUUCUGCAGGAACAGAAAGAAGAUGUUCAUCACAGUAUCAUUAGUGAUUUACAGAAUGAGAAUGAACAAACCAGGAGGAGACUGGCCAUGUACUGUCUUAAAGAUGCAUAUUUGCCUUUAAAACUGCUUAACAAACUAAUGUGCAUAAUAAAUCACAUGGAAAUGGCUAGAGUAACAGGUGUGCCCUUGUUAUGUUUACUCACAAGGGGGCAACAGAUUAAAGUGGUGAGUCAGCUUCUAAGAAAGGCUAAAGAUGCUGGAUAUCUCAUGCCUGCUUAUCACGGACAAGGAUCAGAUGAUCAAUUUGAAGGAGCAACUGUCAUUGAACCAAAAAAAGGGUAUUAUGCUGAUCCUAUUUCAACUCUGGAUUUUGCUUCUCUAUACCCCAGUAUAAUGAUGGCUCACAACUUGUGUUACACCACCUUGGUGCCCCCAAAUGCACUAAAAGACUUAAACUUAAGUGCUGAUGAUAUUACAACAACACCAUCUAAGAAUAUAUUUGUCAAGGCAAAUGUCAGAAAGGGUCUAUUGCCAGAAAUUUUGGAAUCCUUGCUAGCUGCUAGGAAAAAAGCAAAAGCAGAUUUAAAAAAUGAAAAAGAUCCUUUCAAACGAUCUGUACUGGAUGGAAGACAGUUGGCACUAAAGAUAAGUGCCAACUCUGUGUAUGGAUUCACAGGGGCACAGGUUGGUAAGUUGCCAUGCUUAGAGAUAUCAGGCAGUGUAACUGCUUAUGGACGGACAAUGAUAGAAUUCACUAAAUCAGAAGUUGAGAAGAAAUAUACUAAAGCAAAUGGCUACAAGGAAGAUGCCGUAGUUAUCUAUGGAGACACUGAUUCAGUCAUGGUCAAGUUUGGUGUGAAAACUCUGGAAGAGAGCAUGCAAUUGGGCAGUGAAGCUGCUGAGUUUGUCACAGCACAAUUUGUAAAGCCAAUCAAACUUGAAUUUGAAAAAGUUUACUAUCCAUACCUGCUUAUAAACAAGAAAAGGUAUGCUGGUCUUUAUUUUACAAGAACAGAUAAAUACGAUAAAAUGGACUGCAAGGGUAUUGAAACUGUGAGAAGAGACAAUUGCCCACUUGUCUCAAACAUGAUGAGCACAUGCCUUCAGAAAUUACUGAUAGAUAGAGAUCCUGAUGGAGCAGUAAACUAUGCCAAACAAAUUAUAGCAGAUUUGCUCUGUAACCGCAUAGAUAUUUCACAACUUGUAAUUACAAAAGAACUGACAAAGAAUGAUUAUGCUGCUAAGCAGGCUCAUGUUGAAUUGGCAAACAAAAUGAAAAAACGUGAUCCCGGAACCGCGCCAAAACUUGGAGACAGAGUUCCUUAUGUGCUUUGUUGUGCUGCCAAAAACACUCCAGCCUAUAUGAAAGCUGAAGAUCCCAUAUAUGUUCUGGAGAACAGUGUACCAAUAGAUUUUAAUUACUAUUUGGAAAAUCAACUGUCAAAGCCAUUGCUCCGAAUUUUUGAGCCCAUUCUCGGAGAAAAGGCUGAAUCUUUGCUUCUCAAAGGCGAACAUACAAGAACUAAAGCUAUGGUCACUUCUAAAGUUGGUGCUUUGGCAGCCUUUACCAAGAAAAGAGAGAAAUGCAUAGGAUGUAAAACGGUUAUGCCUAAUGAUUCGAAAUCUGCCUUGUGCAAUCAUUGUACGCCCAAGGAAGGGCAACUUUAUAUUACUGAGAUAUUCAAACUCAGACAACUUCAAGAUAAGUUUUCAAGUCUUUGGACAGAGUGUCAAAGAUGUCAGGGCAGUCUUCAUGAAGAGGUAUUAUGUACAAACAGAGACUGCACUAUUUUCUACAUGAGGAAGAAAGUGGGAAUGGAGCUAGAUGCUCAAGAAAAAAAUGUAUCAAGAUUUGGAGUGCCCAGUUGGUGAUUUCAGAAGAUGCUUUUUUUUCAUAAUUAUUUCCUAUAAGUGCUGAAUGUGUAAGAUUACGAUUAAAACCAUUUUUGUUAUA